Messenger RNA from Oncorhynchus masou masou (cherry salmon), 1052 nucleotides. RefSeq names its product low density lipoprotein receptor adapter protein 1-like. Bases 42 to 725 code for a protein of 227 amino acids. The transcript is spliced from 9 exons. NCBI's taxonomy places the organism in Eukaryota, Metazoa, Chordata, Actinopteri, Salmoniformes, Salmonidae. The record is from RefSeq and is a predicted model, not a curated record.
CAGAGAACUGGACAGACACCAAGGAGACCCUAUUGGAAGGGAUGGUUUUCCAGGUCAAGUACCUGGGGAUGACUCUGGUGGGACAGCCUAAAGGAGAGGACAUGGCCGCUGCAGCCAUACACAGGAUAGUCUCUACGGCCCGGGCAAGUGCUAAGAAGUUCCGUAAGGUGACGUUGACCAUCUCUCCUAAGGGAAUCAUCAUCACAGACACAGAGACACAGGACCUCAUAGAGAAUGUCUCCAUAUACAGAAUCUCCUACUGUACUGCAGAUAAAACCCAGGACAAAGUGUUUGCCUACGUCUCCCAGAUUCAGUUGGACGAGACCCUCGAAUGCCACGCCUUCCUCUGUCACAAGAAGAAGAUCGCCCAAGCUGUGACUCUCACCGUAGCCCAGGCCUUCACAGUAGCUCUGGACCUGUGGGAGAUUGCUCAGGAAGACAAAAGUCAGAAGGCCAGGAGGACAUGCUGCGCGUGUUCUGUCAGUGAUGGACAGACAGAGACUACAAACACACACAGCGUCUCAGACUCAGAGAAGCAGCAGCCCCUGAGGAAGGAGGAGAAACAGAGACGGCCAUUUUUCUCCAUGUCAUUCAGCUCUCCUUCACCCAGCAACAAACCCGCCAGGAAACGACCAAUCAAACACGGCUCCUGGGAUGUGGAGGAUGGCCUCGAUGAUGCAUUCUCAAGCAGUAUGGAGGUAGAAGAGAUGGACACUGGUAAGUGAGUCUGAGGAUAUAGCUCUGAGCCCCCUGCAGCAGGAGGACCACCACCACCUCCCCCUAGAGGACCUCAUGUCCCCGAGCAGUGACGACUCAGACUAACACAACAACUGCCAGACAUACUGCUGUCCCAACAAAACAACCAGGGCUGCCAGACAUACCGCUGCCCCCACAAAACAACCAAGGCUGCCAGACAUACUGCUGCCCCCACAAACCACCAGCUAUGGACAGGUCAAACAUACUGCUGCCCCCACAAACCACCAGCUCUGGACAGAUCAAACAUACUGCUGUCCCCACAAACCACCAGCUCUGGACAGAUCAAACAUACUGCU